GUGAAAACAAAGCCAACGCAAAUGAAAGUAGUGGAGUUGGCAGUAUUGCAGGUGGUGGUAGAUAUGACAACCUUGUGGCAAUGUUUGAUUCUAGGCACAAAAAUGUGCCAUGUGUUGGUGUCAGCAUAGGAGUAGAGCGGAUAUUUUCUGUCAUGGAAGCACAAUUGGCAGCAAAUAAUUCAAAGAUGCGUACAACUGAAGUGGAAGUUUAUGUGGCUUCUGCACAGAAGAACCUGUUGGAGGCCCGGAUGAGUCUCUGUAGGGAGUUAUGGGAUGCAAACAUUAAGGCUGAGCAGUCCUACAAACGAAAUCCAAAGUUAUUACAACAGCUUCAAUACUGUGAAGACUCUGGGAUACCUUUAGCAGCAAUCCUUGGUGAAAGUGAACUUCAGCGAGGUGUUGUAAAACUGAGAGAUGUGAAGACUAGGCAAGAAUCAGAGAUACCAAGAGAUUUGAUUGCUAAAGAAAUUCGUAACAGGCUGAGCAAACCCACAUGAUAAUUUUGUGUUACUAUUCAGAAUUUCAUGAGGAACUAUCAUAACAGUAAGAAGACAAAAUGUACGUUGGACAGUUUUGUACACAAGUUGUAUGUUUUAUGAUAAAUACUCAAACUUGUGUAAGCUGAAACAAAACAUUGUUACAUCUGAGUGAAACAUUGUGAAUGGCAACGGAUUUUU
Schistocerca piceifrons (Central American locust) is the source of this 677-nucleotide messenger RNA. Its product is annotated as histidine--tRNA ligase, cytoplasmic-like. The transcript has 2 exons. The annotation marks the transcript as partial. Lineage: Eukaryota; Metazoa; Arthropoda; Insecta; Orthoptera; Acrididae. Gene Ontology annotation, biological process: mitochondrial translation. The record is from RefSeq and is a predicted model, not a curated record. Gene Ontology annotation, cellular component: mitochondrion.